This is a messenger RNA of Asparagus officinalis (garden asparagus), 3087 nucleotides long. RefSeq names its product protein FAM135B-like. NCBI's taxonomy places the organism in Eukaryota, Viridiplantae, Streptophyta, Magnoliopsida, Asparagales, Asparagaceae. Bases 322 to 2757 code for a protein of 811 amino acids. The transcript has 15 exons. The record is from RefSeq and is a predicted model, not a curated record.
CGAGCAAAAUGAAAUGAUUCCUCCCUCUUCGUCCCUGUUCUCCGAUCCCAGCUCUCACGGGAUCAACAGAAACCAACUCCUCUUUCGAUCUCACGACCAAAACCCUGACCCUAGCUUUCCCUUUCAUCAAAUUAAGAAAAAUCACGGAUCGAAAACCCUCGAUAGAUCUCGACCAGAGCGCAAUCGAUCAAUCCCCCGUGAUCUCUUGAGAAUUAGGGCUGCAUUCUUCGCGAACUUGGGGAAAUCUGAGGGGAAUUAGGAUUUUUGUUCCCUUCGCAUUAGGAUGCGAGUUUCGAAGCGGAAUUUGGUCGCCGAUAACUUAUGUUUCGGCGAAUGAGAUGCUUCAUCGGAUUAGAUCCCGAGAGCGAGGUGCCUAAGAGAUUGACGGGCGCUAGGGCUUCGACGAGGAGGAGGAGGAUCGAAUUUAAGCAGCCGGAUAUGUUGGAGACCGUGCAUGAGAUCGCUAUCUAUAUUCAUCGGUUUCAUAAUCUGGAUCUCUUUCAGCAAGGAUGGUAUCAGAUAAAGAUAAGUAUGAGAUGGGAGGAUAGCAGCAGAGAGACUCGAGGAACUCCUGCUCGAGUUGUUCAAUAUGAAGCUCCUGAUUUAGCUUCAGAAGACGUUUGUGGUGUUUGGAGGAUAGAUGAUGUUGAGCAAAGUUUCUCGACGCAACCAUUCAGAAUCAAAUAUGCUAGGCAGGAUGUCCUUUUGUCAGUUAUGGUCUCUUUCAACUUAAAUCUUGGGAAAGAUGAGAUGCCAUCGACAUCUGCAGUAAUACUAAAAUUUGAGCUUAUGUAUGCUCCGAUAUUGGAAAAUGGAGUUGAAAUGCAAGCUUCUUUUGAUGCAUAUACUGCUGCAGUUCAUGAGUUCCGUAUUCCACCCAAAGCACUUUUGGGUUUGCAUUCAUAUUGUCCUGUCCAUUUUGAUGUUUUCCAUGCGGUUCUUGUUGAUUUAAGUAUACACAUUUCCCUUCUGAAAUCCGGUACCUCCACACCUCGACAGAAGGUAGCCAGCAAGUCUGCCAUUGUGGAUAGUGUUGCUAGAGACCAUUAUGAAGGACCCGAUGAAGUGUUAUCUCAAGGGAUAGGCUCAAAAGCAAUUGAGCUUAUCAAGGCAUUGUUAAUAUCACGAGAACUACUUCUUGAGGAGCUUGAAAAGAUCAGCCGAGCAAUUGGUCGAACAAUUGAUGAUUUAGUUGCUGCAGACUUAGAUCUCGGUAGAUUUGAGUUUGUUGGCUCUUCGAAACCAGAUCUGUCUGCAGCUGGUAGGGACUUUUCUGGGAAGAAGGGUGUAGGCCGAGUAGCUGGGAUGUUAGAGAAUAUUCUUGAGAAAUCGAAUGGCAUAAUUGAAGUUGGAAAUGACGUCAUGCUAUACUCACUAUCCAAGGAAGAGCUCUUGGAUGUAUUUUUUUCUGUGGGCAACCAACUUUCAUUCAUUUGGAAUGUCUUUCUGAAGUUUCAUAGGACUAACCGAAUGAAGAUCCUUGAAUAUCUAUAUGAUGCCUGGGCCAUAGACAGAAAGGCAGAGUGGUCAAUAUGGAUGGUUUAUUCGAAGAUUGAUAUUCCUCAUCGUUAUUUGAGAAGUGCAGCUGAUGACUCCUCUCACCGUAACACCCUUGGAAAAGUUGUUACACGGAAGUCCAAUGAUGAACAAGCACUAAUUUCUUCUACACGCGCUGAACUACACAGAAAAAGUAUUGCUCAAAUGAAAAUCAAUACCCGGUCCAUACAAGACAUGCAUAUUUUUGGGGACCCGUCUCAUGUUCCUAUUGUUCUUAUAGAGCAGCAUGUCAUGAAUGUUCCCUUGCAUGGUUCUGCAAAAAAUUUAUCAUUUAGUUCUUUGGGUCAGAAUGAUUCAGCUUUUGUGUCCAAAGGCCGUGGAGAUAGGGUUGUACAAAUUUCUAAAAAGAAUGGUCGUCUGUUAAAGGUUGCUGUCUUUGUGCAUGGAUUUCAGGGACAUCAUUUGGAUUUACGACUUGUACGAAAUCAGUGGCUUUUGUUAGAUCCUGGUGCAGAAUGUCUCAUGUCAGAGGCUAAUGAAGAUAAGACAUCUGGAGAUUUUAGGGAAAUGGGACGCAGAUUGGCAGAAGAGGUGACUACUUUCAUUAGAAAGAAAAUGGACAAACUGUCAAAGUAUGGAGGUUGCAGAGACAUAAAGCUUAGCUUUGUUGGACAUUCCAUUGGAAAUGUCAUUAUAAGGAGUGCUUUAGCAGACAGCUUGAUGGGUCCUUUUCUGAAGCACCUUUAUACGUACAUGUCUUUGUCGGGGCCACAUUUGGGGUAUUGGUAUAGUUCAAAUUCUCUGUUCAAUUCGGGAUUAUGGCUCCUCAAAAAACUCAAGGGACCUCAGGUCAUUCAUCAACUCACUUUCAGUGAUGAUCCAGAUUUGCAGAAUACCUUCUUUUACAAGCUUUGUAAGCAGAAGACAUUGGAGAAUUUCAAGAACAUUAUUCUAUUAUCUUCACCUCAGGACGGGUAUGUUCCUUAUCACUCAGCUAGAAUUGAGCUAUGUCAAGCAUCAGCCAGCGAUCAAUCAAAGAAGGCACAGGUGUUCCUUGAAAUGCUCAACAACUGCCUUGAUCAGAUUCGAGCUCCCUCAUCUGAACAGAGAAUAUUCAUGCGCUGUGACGUGAACUUCGACCAAUCUGCUCAGGGUAGGAACUUGAACACAAUAAUCGGCCGAGCAGCCCACAUCGAGUUCUUGGAGACCGACAUCUUUGCAAGGUUCCUAAUGUGGUCUUUCCCUGAAUUAUUUCGCUAACAGAUAUAGAAGAGUCAGUCUUACUAUCUAGCAUCAAUAUAGAAGAGUUAUCUAUGGACAAUGUUAGAAAAUGUUGUCUACUACUGCAAACAAUAGGGCCCUAUAUAUUUAUGUAGAAAAGGAAUGUAUAAUAGCCUGCAGUGUGAUGUAAUUAUGUUGUUGUAUGAAUGUUGUGAUACUCGUCAGCAUUCAUUUUUUUUUUUUAAUGCCUCGCUGUGUUUAGCAUAGGAAGAGGUAGGAUACUGGAUUGGGGAAACUCAAUGUACCCUACAUGUUUCUUGUUUUCUUAGGAGUCAGCUGAUGCUGAAAUAAAAAGAUUUUUUUUCUUCA